Messenger RNA from Camponotus floridanus (Florida carpenter ant), 1568 nucleotides. Its product is annotated as putative odorant receptor 85d. Gene Ontology annotation, molecular function: olfactory receptor activity; odorant binding. The record is from RefSeq and is a predicted model, not a curated record. Gene Ontology annotation, biological process: sensory perception of smell; detection of chemical stimulus involved in sensory perception of smell. The transcript has 8 exons. Gene Ontology annotation, cellular component: plasma membrane. Bases 166 to 1539 code for a protein of 457 amino acids. NCBI's taxonomy places the organism in Eukaryota, Metazoa, Arthropoda, Insecta, Hymenoptera, Formicidae.
UUAAUUCUAUGCGUGAACACAGCACGAAUGCAUCCGUUCUCGUAUGCGUAGAAAAUUAUUAUACGUGGAGAGAGAGGAGGAAAUUGCAAGGAAUUGAUAUUUCCAUAUCGCAGGCCUGUUCAAUCUGUACUAAAGUGUAAUCGACACUUUUAUUCAGUUUCCAAGAUGGAAAGCUUAUUGCAUCAAAAACAAACAAACAUGAAUCGAAAGAGUAACGAUGAUCAGACAGAGAUCAAGAGAAAAGACAUGACAUCUUUGGAAUAUUACAUCUCGUUCUUACUUUUAAUACUUGGAUAUGCCCGAAUUUGGUCCGUCGACUCAUUUCCGUUAUGUAAAGUGGUGCUUUCAAUCGGAGCAACGAGUAUCUUUAUUUUGGGAAAUUCUCUGCUUUUACUCUCGGAAAUUGUGGAACUUAUAAUGACAAACGAGCUAAAAUUAUUUGCCAAUCUCGUCGGAGUAAUCUGCUUGCAUCUGAUAGGUUUAAUAAAAUGGUGCUACUGUAUAAAAGAAAAUCGCCAAAUCAUCGAUAUUGCGAUGAAAUUGGAAAAAUGCCACAUACUUUGCCAACAAAUCGAUAACAGCGAAGAAGGAUAUCGAAUAUAUAAGAACGAAAUGGAAUACGCACAUCGAUAUUCCAAUUAUUUCAUAUACGGAUGGGUAUGUGCGUGUGUUUAUGGUGUUUUACAUUGGUGUGCCAAUCCAUUUCUUCUAGGAACUUGGGCAUUAGAGCAGAUGAAUUCGGCAAAUCAUACAUUUAUCAAAAGAAAUUUGCCGUUUAUCGGAUGGUAUCCUUUUAACACCGAUGACAUUUAUAAUUAUAUUUAUCUGUAUCUUAUACAAAUAAUCGGCAGUGUGUCUUCUGCGUUUGGAAGUGUUUGCUAUGAUACUUUUUAUGUUACGAUGCUAAUGAUCAUCUGUGCGCAAUUUCAACACAUCAAUAUAAUAUUGACAAGAAUCAAUUUUGAUAACGUGCCAGAAGCAACAUUUAUUCUCGAAAGAAAAUUAAAGAAUUGCGUGGAUUGCCAUGCAGAGAUUAUAAAAUUUUUAAAAACAUUGCAAACUUUUUGCGGUCCGGCAAUGUUCGUGCAAUGUGUCGUUACAUCAAUUAUUAUUUGUUUAGUCUCAUUCGAAGCAUCAACGAUUAAAAUUGCGAUGGAUACGGAGUCCAUCUUCAAAUUAUGGGCUCUGCUCGAAUAUUUUUUAUGUGCCAAUAUUCAAUUAUAUUUCUUCUGUUUCUUAGCCACUCAACUUCAAUAUUUGGGUUUGCAAAUUGCGCAUUCAGUAUAUUGCUGCGGAUGGGAACUCAUGAUUUUUCAGGAGAAAAGAAAUCAAUCGAAAAACAAUUUUGAAAAACAAUUAAAACAUUACAAUAUUAAUCGACUAGUGCAAAUGAUUAUGGUGCAAGCACAGAAACCGAUUGUUUUAACCGGUGGUCCAUUUUAUAUACUUUCGUUGGAAACUUUCAGAGUUAUAAUUAGUUUGGCAAUGUCAAAUUCUAUAAUGUUGCGUACAAUCUCUGAUACGAUGUCAGAUGAAUGAUAAAAUCGAUAGACAUUUAUGUAUAUAUU